Molecule: messenger RNA, 1202 nt
Organism: Beta vulgaris subsp. vulgaris (sugar beet)
Lineage: Eukaryota; Viridiplantae; Streptophyta; Magnoliopsida; Caryophyllales; Amaranthaceae
Exons: 4
Coding region: 398-625 (75 amino acids)
Source: RefSeq, a predicted model, not a curated record
GAGCACUGUUUCUUUCUACAGUGUUCUGAGUCACAAACACCCGCAAUUCACUGUUCAUAAGCACCAACCAAUCUGAGCCAUCUAUUGUUCCUUCACUUUCAACCUCCCGAUUAUUCUCCUCCUCUCUUGUGUCCUCUCCGAACCCUUCUUUCUCUGUCUUUGGUUUUUCCUCCACACAACCGCCAACAUCAAUUUCUCUCUCCUCUUUCUCUUCGUCUUUGAAUUUCUUUAUUCAAUUUCUAGGGUUUCAUCUGGUAAGAAUUUUACCUUCUCUCUCAAGAAGACUUCAAUUUCACCGACAAUCGCAGAUGCCUGGGGUUUUGUUUUGGCAGGCCAUGAAGGAAGCAAUUCUCUACUAGGAUGUAAUUGGGCUUUGAAGAAACCUCACAUAAUUCUCAUGGAUUUCAUAAAUCGAAACUCGAAUUUCCGAAAAAUCGAAGUUGAUGAGUCACUGAAGCAGACUUUUCAGAAUAUGCAUCAGGGGUACCCAACUGAGACUCUUACUCAGUUUCUUAGAGCUAGGGAAUGGAAUGUUGACAAGGCACACAAAAUGUUGGUUGACGCUUUGAAUUGGAGGGUACAAAAUGAGAUUGACAAUAAAUUAACAGUAAGUGGAAGCUUAUGAUUUUCGCUCUAGCUACUGCCCAUGAGACAUGUCAUACAACUCAUGGGUAAUGAUGAAUAUCAUCACUCUUUGCAUUUUGAUGGAUAGCAUUUUCGGUUAUUGUUUGGAGAUUGAUUUGAAUUUACAAUUUGUGCCUGAUUUUUUUUUGCUGUUCUAGAUGCUACUAAAUAUGAUAUACUUCUUGAUGCUUGAUCUUAAAAAGUGGUAGGUACGUUAUCUAAAAAAGCAAGUUAAAAGUGUCUUUGUUAGAUGUCUAUCUGUAUUCAAUCACACUCUAGGCAUUUCGGGGGGCUCUUCUUUUUCAAAUCAAAAACCCAUUAAAAUUCUCAGCCGACCAACAAAAACCACAAUCUCAAUUUUUUAUUCUAUUAUUUCUUUCUUUUUCUGGGUUUUUUUUAGAUUACAUUUCUUUUUUGUGGAUAUACCUUUGCUCUUUGCCUACGCAAUCUUCUUACAAUUAUUUCUUAAACAAGAAAACCCAGUUUCAUAAUCUAGAGAAAAAAGAGUCAAACUUUAAAACCCAACAAGAUUUUUGCUGGAAUCAAAUCUGCAAGAAUACAGAUUGUGUUUAUAUUGG